AUACCAUUACUAUAUACAUGGGCCCGAAGGCAACACAUCGAUGUCAAGAAACAGGAAAAAUAUUGGGGUUUCUGAUGUUAAUAUUUUGGUCACUCUGCACGAAAACGGGCAGAAAAUUUUGUCGACGAACCUUCGUGAUAUAGAAGAUGACCUCGAGACGAAAUACAUUCGGACCUCCGCGAAUACUUUUGAGUUUGUUGCCAAAUCUGAUGGAGAAAAUGGUGGCAUAGUGGAGGGAAUGAUCAGAUAUCAUCCAUUCUUAUAUGACAGAGAGACUUAUCCUAUUGACAGCACUCAAGAAUCAAGCGCAGAGUAUGACGGGACAGGGGAACCCCCGGGAAGGGGAAGACGGCCCAUAUUCGAAUGUUACUGGAACGGUAGACUAAUUCCAUACACUUUUAUUGAUGAGUAA
Molecule: messenger RNA, 412 nt
Organism: Ciona intestinalis (vase tunicate)
Lineage: Eukaryota; Metazoa; Chordata; Ascidiacea; Phlebobranchia; Cionidae
Source: RefSeq, a predicted model, not a curated record